CGUUGCUCUACCACUCGCUCAUUCUGCGAUCUAUUAAAAGUGGCUUCCUGAAGCCGGUGAAGAGGUCCGGGAGGGAGGGAGGAAGAUGGCGGCCGUGGCGCCUGGCGGCCUGGUGGGGAAGGGUCGCGACAUCAGCCUAGCCGCCCUGCAGCGCCACGACCCCUAUAUCAACCGCAUCGUGGACGUGGCCAGCCAGGUGGCUCUGUACACUUUCGGCCAUCGGGCCAACGAGUGGGAGAAGACUGAUGUGGAAGGAACCUUAUUUGUUUAUACAAGGUCUGCUUCUCCAGAGCAUGGAUUCACCAUUAUGAAUAGGCUGAGCAUGGAAAAUAGGACAGAACCCAUUACUAAAGACCUGGAUUUCCAACUCCAGGACCCUUUCCUUCUCUACAGAAAUGCCAGAUUGUCCAUUUAUGGAAUCUGGUUUUAUGAUAAGGAAGAAUGCCAAAGAAUUGCAGAGCUUAUGAAAAACCUAACUCAGUAUGAACAGUUGAAAGCCCAUCAGGGUGCUGGAGCAGGAGUCUCCCCAAUGAUCCUCAGUUCAGGAGAGGGCAAAGAAGUGGAUAUCUUACAAAUGCUCACCAAGGCCAAAGAUGAAUAUACAAAGUGUAAGACCUGCUCUGAGCCAAAACAGAUAACCAGCUCAUCUGCCAUCUAUGACAACCCUAAUCUCAUCAAACCAAUCCCGGUGAAGCCCAGCAGCAGCCAGCAGCAGCACAUACCUCCUGGCCAGAAUUUAGAUCCUGAACCCCAACACUUAUCCCUGAUAGCCCUGUUUGGGAAGCAGGACAAAGCUUCCAGCCAGGAAACUGUGGAGCCCCCACAGAGCCUUCACCAGCAGCAGCAAGAGAAGCUUCCAGUCCAGCAGGGCAUUGUGCACUCCUUCUCCUAUGAGGAGCCCAGAAAGCUCUCGCCCCCUGUGGAGAAGCAGCUGUGUCCAGCCAUUCAGAAACUCAUGGUCAGGAGUGUGGACCUGCACACCCUGUCAGAGCUACCUGAACAGCAGCCCUGUGAGAAUGGCAGUCCCCAUCCUGCAAGGGAAGUUGCUCCUGGACCCAUCCAGCAAGGGUCUCCCCAUAACAUCAGAACUAUGCAUGCUGGACAAAGUGCUUCCAGGACCCAGAACUUGUUAGAAAAGUUCCAGAGUGCCCCAGAGCUAGUGAGCAAGCUUGAUCCCAACACACGAGCACCCACCAACCUGGCUGCCCCUGGCAGCCACAAAGCCCUCUCUGCUGCUACCCCUGUGGCUCCAGUCCAGAGUCUGGCCCAGCCACAGCUGUAUUUCAAUGGCUCUCUUGCACCUCAGAUGCUAGGACAUCAGGCUCACAGAAAGGGACAGUGCAUACUGCCCAGACAAACACUGCCUCUGCCUGGCAGUCAGACAAGCAGCCCUGGGGUGGUCUCCCCUCAGGAGCUGCUAAGAAGGCUCCAAGUCGUACAGCAGGAGCAGCAGCUACAGGCAGCUCCUCGGCCAGGCCUGGCAGCCAAGUUCCCUGCAGUGACCCAGAGCUGCAGGACAGGGAAACCCUUAGAGUCCUGGAUCAGCAACACAUCCAGCACAGAGAAGCAGGCCCCUCUUCUGCAGGUCAUCUCACCUCUGCACAUCCCGGCUACAGUAGCUCCUUCUCUGCUCAUGUCCCCCAUGGUAUUCACACAAGCUACCUGUGCCCCACUAAGGGAGAGGGAUGGCGGGCUCCUGCCCCUGCAGAGCCCAGAGCCCUCUGUGGUCGCCAGCAGCCCGCUCACCAGGCCACAGCUCCAGGAAGCACUGCUGUACCUCAUCCAGCACUGAACAAAUAAAACAAAGAUAACAGCAGUGACAGCAUCUCAUGUGAAAUGAUGCCCAUGUGCAGAUGUGACAAAGGAAUGACCCCAAGCCCUGCAUGGUCGGACGACAAUGCGGGCUUCACUAGGACCAUUUUAGGUCGACACCACAGUGAUGUGUUUUGAAAAAUAGUAUGUUCUCUAUCCUUGACUGGAAUGAAUCACUUUAAAAGUGACAGGCCCAGUUAAUUUGGACCAAAGACUAAGCCUUUCAAGGGGCAGGUGGGAAUGGAGUACUUAUUUCUUCUCUACAGCAAAGCAGAUGAGAGCUGCUUUGUACAGCAGCUUUCUCUAGAGAGUUCAAGAAAUAGAUCAAAAGGGUUAUCUAAGGCACCCAAAGUUAGAUUUCAUAUCUAAAUUAACUUUUUCUCUUCCCACUCUCAUCCCAAAUUUGGAGACCGUCACGGAAGCCACUUCUAGGUAUCUCUGGAUCCCAGGCAGCAGUUUUAACCUCAUUGGAUGUCAGGUGGGAUUGCAGGGUGAGAUACUUGUCAGGAAGACAGCAGUGUCUGAAUGCUGUGGAUGUCUGCCUUGGCAGAGUUACAGAGGUCAAGCUGCCUGGAGCAGGGUACCGAGUGUGUAGUCUUCGGAGUCAGCUAGACCUGCCUUUGGUUCCCGGCCAGUUGGACCUUCUGAGACGCUGUUUCUCUCAUUUAUACAACAAAACACCCUACCAGUGUGUGUGAGGGUUAAACGGGCAACACGUGCCAUGACAUGCCACGCAUGAGGGAGCUAUAGUUGUUCUUGCCCCACAAGGUUUGCUAUGCCCAGGAUUCCAGCGCUAAAAGACCAGCCGCCAGAGGGACUUCAUCUGCUUCCACCACCACUAAGCGUCAGGUCUGACAUUGGCCUGUACCUAUCUGUGGUCAUUUCACUGUGCUGUCUUCUCCCCUUCCGUUCCCUGUCAAUAAAAUGAGAACAGUAACAUCUCCUCCUUACAAAGGAAGGACCACCAGCUCUUUAAGACAAGGGUAUUAGCAUAAACCAAAAUGGAUUUGUUGUUACUGUGCCUGCAUUUAUAUGUUAGUCAGGGUUCUGUCACUGUGACAGAAUACCUGAGAUGAACCGACCUCAAGAAGGAAAGGCUUAUUUUGACUCAGUUUUAGAGCUUUCAGUGCACGUUGAUUGCAUCUUUUGCCUUUGGGCCUGUGGUGUCACAGCACAUCAUGGCAGGGAGUGUGCAGUAAAGCAAAGCUGCUCGUCUCUCCUGGUAGGAAGCAGAGAGGGACAGAAGGGGUCGGGUCCCCACACCCACUUGGGGACACACUCCCAGUGACCUAACUCCCACUGGCCUCACCCCCUAAAGGUCCUGCCACCUCUCAAUAGCAUCACAGGCUGGGGGCUGAGCCUUCCACACAUGAGUCCAUGGUGGGGGGCAUUGAAGGUCCAAACAGUAGCAUGACCCAUUUUACUAGCAAAGCCAGAAAAAGCAGUACUAUUCCACAGGCUUUGCAGUCCUCGAACAUUCUUCUGAAGGCGAAUUCUGCUCAAUCUCCCCAUGUAGAAGGCCUGGCAUGGUGAUCACUGCAGUGUGACAGAAACUGGUGUUAGCAUCUUCAGGAACUGCCUGGUGUGCAUACAGAGCUCUACUGAUAUUUAGCCACCCAAACUGGGUUCUAGCCCUUUCCAAAGAAAGAGCCAAAGGCAAAACAUUCCCAGGCUGAUCACCUAGGAAAACACAAAUUGUUGACAUCUGAUAAAUUCCUGCAAACUUUUCGUAUCCCAUGAUGGACAGGAUGCUGCUUGCUUCCUCUUGAAUAAGAGUGCAAAUCAGAGAAGAAAGUGCCUUUCCUCUUAAAGAAAUGCUAACUUUUGAGUACUUAAGCCCUCUCCCGUUCCCUUGGAUGUUAAAUCCAACAUUUCCCACAUGUGAGGGCAUCUUCCCUGGUGUGUGUGAUACUAAGGAUGGCAGGUGUCAUGUCAAAAGCUCGAGCACCAGGCUUCACUUGGGUCUAACCAUAUGUCAGUGCAGAGGCAGGGAAGGCAAGUAGCUGAGAAGUAAACUGUAAAGGCAGUUCUUCAUCUGUAAGGAUGGGGUGAGCAGGGGUGGAGGUGUAGGGUAAAGAUUUAGAAAGGAGGAGUACAGACUACACAAAUAAAUUGGCUGCUUGUGCAUACUUACAAUGCAGAAGACUUUUUCAAACAAUGCCUCCUCUAUCCAGCUAAUGCCUCUUUCCCUCUUUUCAAAGAAAUCAGCUUUUUCCCAGCUUUGGAACGUGGAGCCGUCUUUAAGGUUAAAUUUAUCAUCUAUGGCCUGCAGGUUGUAGCAACGCCCCAUUGUGUCAAAUCAGCUGGCUGCACAUGUUGAUGAGCCUCCCCGGCGUUUUGCUGAAUACUUGAUUUUCAGAUUCCAAAUGUUCUGCUCCCCACUCCUUCUUGCAAUUAGGGGAGUCAGAGGGGCAGAUACAAAUCCUUGGUAUAUUUAACUCAACCUUGGAUAUCCAGAUAGAUUUUCACCAAAUUGAGUUAUGACUAAUGUCUUCCAACAGCUUAGCGCUUUGAGAAAAGUACAUAAAUAAAACUGUGUGUGCAGACUGUGGUCUUGCAACAUCAGAGGGGAGGUGAAAAGCAGAUCCCUGUUGGUAACUCGUGUACUCCAGGGGCUGGGCGGUGUAGACCGUACCGUGGCUCUGAGCCAGGACUGGGCACAGCUUGGACCAAGCCCCUGGCGCUGCUGAAGAGGGGAAAUGUAAGAAAUCCAAACCCUGACAAGUUAACUGAGGGCACAGCAGGAAAUGCACAUGCGCGCACGCGCACACACGUUCCAAAUAAUCAAGAGAAAGGGUGGAAUACCAUAGAGUUGGGAGCUAAAGACUAUGCAUUUCCCUAAAGCCUGAGGACCAAGACCAAAGGCACUAAGCAUCUGAGAAAAAUCAAGAUUGAGCAUCCCACUGAGGGCCACGCAAGGAAGUGGUGGGAACCCCCGCUCUCGAACUGCUGCAUAACCGAAGUCUAGACAUUCAGUGGUCCUGUGAUGGUCCUUCAAGGCCCAUUCAGCUGUGUACACUCCAACCCUGGAAGCAUCAGCUGCUCCCAGAGAUUUGCCCUCACUUCCUGCCACCUGUCUGAUAGGUGCUGCUAGGCUUGUCUUUUUGCAGCACAUCAUUUAAGGGUUCAAAACACCAGGAUGGCAAUCCCAGGACCUAGACAGCCAUGAGAUCCUUACCCAUUGCAGUAGUGCAAAGAGCUCUGUACUCAGAGACAUACAGCCCUGGAUUCUAGUCCUACCACCUCCUGUCUCUUUCUUUACCAUGUAAGUAUUGGGAGAAGAUUAUUUUCUGUAGUGUUUUACGUAACAGUUCAUAAAUUGUCACUUGGUUCAGGACCGUGCACGCUCCACAUUGCUGUCCUGUAGGUACAGUGUAGGACUUAGCCUCAAAUGUUGGUUGUAGCUAGCCCCUUUUAUUGACACUUACGGAUCUGUCGUAUAUCUGCCCCGGAUUAUUUUUGAUGUUUUUCAUAUUUUCUGGCCUUCUCCGGGGUGAUGAGCUUCUUAAGCUCUGUUCUCACUGUGUAAAUAGAGGUUCCCUCAGUGUGUCCAGAAGCUGAGAAAUUGCGGCUUGACAGAAAACCCAUAAAUAGUGAACCCUGAAAGGAUGUGGGCCUCUAUUUUGUAGCAGAAUCCCUGCCUCUGCGUGAAUGUCUCCAUCAGAUAACAUUAUCUUGUCUCGGCCAAACUCAGUAAUGUCAGCUGAGCAGCAGCUACUGGAAACUGCAUCUCCUCAGUGCUUUUCCCCAAGCGUCCUACUCUUUCUUCUCUCAGAAAAUGUCAGAGGAACAGGCCUUGUUCAGUUUCCUACAUCUAGAAACUAUAUUUAUUGUUUCCAUCCAUUACUUUUCAUCAAGCUCUUCACCACAUGCUAAGUUUGAAAUCACUUCACUCAUUUAUUGAGUAAAUAUGUAUCAAGCCCUCUGUACAUGGGCUGUGAAUGACACUGGAGGCACCGAGAUGAAUAAGAACCGGUCUCUGCCCCAAGGAUCUUGCAGUCCGGGUUAGAAGGAGACUAACAAUCAGGGCAGUACCUGACACGCAUAGGGUGUUGUAGGGAAUGCCAGAGAAGCUUCCAGAAGAGGAGAUUCCUAAGCAGUUCUUAAAAGGUAUGUAGGAGUUGACAAAUGGGGGAAAGCAGGGUUCAAAGCAAAGCAUAAAGAAAGGCAAGAAGCAUCCAUGAUGUUCAUGGAGGUGGGAGUGGUUGGGUGGGAGUAGAAUACAAGCCAUUCAGUGUGGCUGGAUCUUAAAAGAGAAAGCAGGAAAUGUGGCUGGAGAAAGCACAGUCUAACCCUGUAGACAAUGAGGAGUCAUUGAUGGAUUAAGCAGGAAGGGCCAUGGUCAGAUCUCCAUUUUCCCAUAAGCCUAUGCCAGCUGAGUAGAGAGGACAAUAUAGGUGAAAGGGUGGAAAGUUACAUUAUUCAGGUUUUCGACACUGACAAAAUACCUGAGAAAAUCAAAUUAUAAGAAGGAAGAGGUCAAAACAAAACAAAACAAAACAACCAACUAAGAAAAGCUCAGGUCCUGACAGAUUCACUGUUGAAUUCCAUAAGAAUUUUGGAGAUCUAACAGCAAUAUUUUUCAAAUGAAAUCAGAAGGGAAGCAGCACUUCCAAAGUCACCCCUGAAGCAAGCAUUACCCUGAUUCCCAAAACAGAAAAAGACCCAACCAAUAAAGAGAACUACAGACCAAUCUCUUUAAUGAACAUAGAUACAAAAAUCCUUAAUAAGAUACGUCAAACAGAGUGCAGUAAAUCACCAAAAAGAUCAUACAUCAUGACCAAGUAAGAUUUAUUCCAAGGAUUUAGGGAUAGCUUAACGUAUGUAAAUCAAUAAAUGUUAAUUCACCACAUAAAUAGAAGCCAGGACAAAAACCAAAUGAUCAUCUCAAUAGACACAGAAAAAACAUUGGAUAAAAUUCAGCAUGCAUUCAUGAUAAAAACUCUCACGAAAAUAGAAAUAGAGGGUCUUUAUCUUAGUCUGAUAAGGGCCAUCUAUGACAAACCCUGGGCUAACAUAAUACUUAAUGGUGAGAAGCUGAAAGCUUCCCCUCUUAAAUUAGGAAUAAGACAAAACAAAAAUGUCUACUCUCACCACUUUUAUUCAACCUAGUUCUCAAAACACUAGCUACAGCAAUUAGGAGAAAGAAAUGAAAGGAAUAUGGACAGGAAAAGAAGAAGGUACAUUAUUAUUAUUCACAGACAACAUGAUCUUCUACACAGAAGAUCCUGACAAUUCCACUAAGAGACUCCUAGAACCAAUAACUAAAUUCAGUAAGGUAGCAGGAUAUAAAGUCCACACUUAAAAAUCAAUAGCAAUACCAAUAACAAACUCACCAUGACUACCAUUAACCAUAACAUCCUGAUGAGCCUGUGGGGAGAAAGGAGCUCUUCUUGGUUGGUGGUGGGAGUGUAAACUGAUACAACCACUAUGGAAAUCAGUAUGGAGAUUCCUCAAAAAACUAAAACUAGAAAUUCCAUUUGACCCAGUUAUUCCCCUUUCGGGUAUCUUUCCAAAAGAGUUUAAAACAUCAUAUCACAGUAAUGUACGUGUUCCUAUGUUUAUAGUUGCACAAUUCAUAAAAGCCAAAUCUUGAAAUCAGCCUGUAUGCCCAACAACAGAUGAAUGCAUACAGGAUAUGUGGUACCCAUACACAAUGGAGUACUACUCUGCCUUUAAGAAUGAUAACAGUAUUUGUAGGAAAAUGAAUGUACCUUGAGACAUAAUGGUAAGUGAAAUAAAUCAGACACAGAAGCUUAUACAUUGUAUGGUUUCGCUUUGUGACAAAUUUAAUAAGAAAGAAGAGACAGAUAAAAGAGAAAAAAGUAAUUCUGUUCCAGAUACAUCUCUCUUAUUGGUCUCUGGUUUCACUCUAACACAAUGUGGGAGCUCAUUUUGCAGCAUUUACAUUUCUUUGGAUAUGUUAGGUUCUUUUGGUUGUUAUGAGCAUGGUAUGUUUUGAAGAAACAAUUUCCAGAAUAGGAAAAUCUAUGAAGACAGAGAGGAGCUCAGUGGUUCCCUAGAUUUAGGGGCAAGAGAUGGGGAGAUAACAGCUAGUAGGUGGAGUGUUUUGAUUUGGGAAAACAACAGUGACCUAAAUUUGAUUGUGGUUGUAGUCGUACAACUCUGUCAAUGUGCUAAAAUCUAUUGAAUCUUACAUUUUAAGGGUGUGAAUUGUGUGGUAUGCAGAUUUUUAGUUUAAUAAAGUGGUUUUAUUUUUUUUAAAAAGGAAGGAAAGAUUGGUUUUGGCUCACACUUUCAGAUGUUUACAUCCAUGUUCACUUGGCCCUGCUGCUUUUGGGCCUUUGGUGAGGUAGAACAUCACCGUGGGAGCACAUGGUGGAGGAAAUCACUCACCUCAUGGCAGCAGAGAGGUGAAGCAGAGGAAGGUGCUGGAGUUCCAAUGUCUCCUUCAAGGGCGCACCUCCCAGCAGGCCCCACCUCCAAAGGUUCUACCACCUCCUGAUAGCACCACAAGCUGGGGCCCAAGCCCUCCACACAUGGGCCCUUGGAGGACACUAAAGACCCAAACUAUAAUAACUGCAAAGAUAGCAGUGGAAGGGGUGGCAGUGGUCCAAGUAGAAAAGGAUGAUGGGGGCCGGGGAUUUAGCUCAGCAGUUCUGGCUCCUGCCUCACAAGCGCAAGGUCCCAAGUUCGAUCCCCGGUACCAAAAGGAUGAUGGUCUGAUCACAGGCAAUGGUGGCUGAGAUAUUUGUUGAAGAAAUGAGAAGGAGAAGGAAGAUGAAGAGGAGGAGGAAUCAAAUAUUUAAAAUACGUAGGAAGCAAAAUGAGUGACUUCAUUGUGGACAACAAAAGAGAAAUCAAAGAAGACCACAGGUUUCUUACAUGAUGGACUAGAUUCAUACUGAGUUUAAGUUAGGAAAUGCUGGCUAGAGUUAAUAAUAAUAAUAACAACAA
Messenger RNA from Heterocephalus glaber (naked mole-rat), 8730 nucleotides. RefSeq names its product decapping mRNA 1B (gene Dcp1b). Gene Ontology annotation, biological process: positive regulation of catalytic activity; deadenylation-independent decapping of nuclear-transcribed mRNA; deadenylation-dependent decapping of nuclear-transcribed mRNA. NCBI's taxonomy places the organism in Eukaryota, Metazoa, Chordata, Mammalia, Rodentia, Bathyergidae. The record is from RefSeq and is a predicted model, not a curated record. Gene Ontology annotation, molecular function: enzyme activator activity; mRNA binding. Gene Ontology annotation, cellular component: P-body.